AUGAAUGAUAGCACAGACACGCUGGAACGAACAUACCUCUUUCCGUGGACGAAUCUUCUCGAGUUCGACAUCACUUUCGACUCCAGAGGUGGCGAGCAAAAAAAUACAACUAUCGAGGCUGUCUUUCUAGAGUUUUUCCUCAAGUUCUACAAGAUUAAAAACAUCUUGAUAAUGUUAUUUUUGAUUCAGAGACUCUGAUCUACUUUUUCUAAGUAGAGAAAAAGAGCCAACGAUUGCGGCUCUUCAAAAGGAAAUGGAGAGAUGUGAAAUCAAUCCAAACUCCAACAAUUUAGAAGGUUUUUUAUCAUUUAAAUGAUUCUUGUUAUUUUUUCAUAAUUCAGUUGGAGAGAUUGCGGUAAAAGGAGAUCCAUAUCGGGACAUUCCCAAGUAUUUUGGGACGAUGAUCAAUGCCAAAUAUGGGCCUAAUCGGAAACGGAAAGUCAGCCAAAAGGCUGUCGAUUUCAAAACUUUUGAGGAAUAUUGGGAGGUAUGAUUUAGAAAAAUGUGCUUUUUCAAAAAAAAAAAAAAAAUGCUGCGUUGUGUACAAAAUAUCCGGCUGGAUUAUUUCAGGUUCAUGGAUAUUUUUAAUAAAAAUUCUCGUGCAGAAAAGUUUUUUUCUCAUUGAGAGGUUUCAGAUCAUAAGUGACUGAUGAACCUUCAAAUAAAGCAUCAAAACGUUUUAAUUUUGAUUUCUCUUACAGACAGCCCAGAGUUUCGUGAUUUACACUACUUGGGAGCAAGAUUUCGGUGAUUUGAUGGACCCGGAUGAGCGAUUCAAGCUCCAAGUGCAAAUCAAGGAGUGCAAACCGUAUUUGUUGAUUGAUCAUCAUUUUGAUCUGAAGGUUUUUCGUUUGAUGAUUGCAAUUUUUUAUUGGUUAUAUUACAGAACAAUGAGGAUUACAAGAACUUGGCGAAAAAACAAGAAGACUGUCCCAAUGACUCCUACGAAUCCCUUUUCAAGUUUCACUGUGAAGUCAUUGAAAAACAGUCGAUUGUCGACUUUGCCAAGCAUCAAGUCGUCCGGCUUUCCAACAAAGCGCAGACUUUUUUGAAUAAAGUUCGUAAGAAAAUAAAGCGCAAAGUUAACUUCAAAAGUAUUUUUUCACAGAUAUGGUUCAUUUUAUUUUUAUCUAAGGUGUUUGUAGAUGUAGAAGCCUUGCAAGAACUACAAUCUCACUGUAAAUGGCUUUUUUUGUUUGAAGAACUUCUUGAAAACUCAUACAGAAAUAAGAGAAAAAUAAAAUCAAUUUAAAAAAAUUUUUUUAUCCUGUAAUCUCCUUAUGUUAUUCAAAGUUUAGUCUUUAUUCUUUCCAUAGCUGGAAAUGUGGGCCGAUGAUGAAAUCCAAAGAAUUCAACUUAUAAAUUUCGAAAUUAUUUGUUUUUUCAGUUGGAAAAGAUUGGUUUCGUGCCGGGAUUCACAGAAAAUUCGCUUCCCAUGUCUCUCCUCCCGAAAAAGAAGACUGCGAAUGAAAAUGAAGAUUCUGGUACCAUCAAAGCAGAAGAAGAAGUUGUUAAAGAAGAACCAGUUGUGUAUGAGGACGAUCAUGUAUGUUUAUGCAAAGAAUAUUUUUGUAGGGUUUCUUUCAGAUUUUCGCAGACCUUCAAUACACGCUCAACGACAAGUAUUCGCAGCAGAAAACGCUCGUGUGGAAGUUUGUGCUUGGUUUUGCAAGAAAAUGAGUUAUUUCAAUUGCAGUGGAGAAGAGAAAAGUGAUAAAGUCGGGAAGGAAUCAUCGCCGACCACAGAAAUCGUCAGUGGAAGCGAAGUUUCCUUCGCUUUCGAUCCUGAAAAGGAAGCCCAUUUGAUUGCGUCGAAUGCUGCGAAAUUGUACGCCGAUGACCCUGUGAGAGAGUUCUCCAUUUGUUUCCUCAUUAUUUAGAACUUUUUAGGAGAUUCGCAAAUACUUCUUCCAGAGGUACCGUCUCUUUUCCAAGCUGGAUGAAGGGAUCAUCAUGGACAGAGGUUCAGUUUCGCAUCAAAUUUGAAGGGAACAACCUUUUUUUUAGUACAUCAGAGUAUUCAAAUGGAAUUAGAAAUAUUCAUUUCACCUUCACAAUUUUCGGGUUUAUAACACCUUUUUAUUAAUAUCUGACCUUUUUCCUUAUACUUUUUACAUUAAAAACAUAUCAAAUUUGAAAUUUCUAAGUUUUUAAUGAAUCUCUAAAUUGACAUUUCAUCGUUUUUGAUGAAUGUUUUUUUGUUAGAUAUCAACUUUAAAAAAAGUGUAUAAUUUCAAAAAAAUAUUUGUUCACAAAAAAACAUAAUGCUCUAAAUAAUUAUCAAGAAUUAAAAUAUGUAAUCGACAACAAAAAGAGCUUUAACUUCUCAUCGUGCUGUUUUUUUCAUAAGUUUGGUUGAAACUGUCUUUUUCUCUUCAAAUACUGUAGUUUACUCGACAUUACACUGAAAACGUACUUGAAAAAUGUCCCAAUCGGAAAGUAACAGACGUUUUCGUUGUUUGGACGCGAAUGGUUUCUAGUUCUAAUUUUGCAGAAGGCUGGUUCUCGGUGACGCCUGAACGGAUCGCUCAGCACAUCGCCGACCGUAUAGUGCUUCCGGAAACGGCCGUCAUCGUCGACGCUUUCGCUGGAGUCGGCGGCAAUACCAUCCAAUUCGCUCUCCGUGGCGCACAUGGUUUGACAAAAUAUAUAUCCAAUGAGGAGAAAUUCGUCUUUUAAUGGUAGAAAAACUAUUAUAUUAUUGUUUGAUUCUUCGGAAAAUAGCUUCAGUAGUCGCAAAAAAGUUUGUCAAAAUAUAUUCCUUUCGGAUUCAAAAGAAUUUCUUCACUUUCAAUUUCAACCACGAGCCGUAAAAUGGUAAACUCAUUUAUCGCGUUUUCCCAGUAAUGGUAAAUGGGCUAAUAUUGCAACUUGAACUGAAACGUCUCGCAUUCUCGAAAAAAUCAGCAAAUAUUCAUUAAGAAUUUCGAAAAACCUGCGUACAAGACAUUUUUAGAAGGUUCUGUUCAUAAAACAUUUUCUUCUUACGUCUGGGCACACUUUUAAUUUCUCGGCUGAAUUUUGUUUAUUUUCAAGUGAUCGCUAUCGAUAUGGACCCGGUGAGACUGAAGUGCGCCCGCCAAAACGCCAAAGUUUACGGCGUCGAGGACCGUAUUUCCUUCAUUUGUGCCGACUUUUUCCAUGUCGCAGCCACUUGGACCAAAAACAAGGAGCGAGCUCCGAAGGUACUUCAGUCUUUUUUUGAAAAUAUCAAUUUUUUGGUUUAAUUUUUGAUGGAAAUGUUAUAUCGCGGAAAACUGAGCUUAAAAAUCUCAUUAUGUUUAUUUUAUCUUCGAAAUCCAAGUUUUUCUUUGUUUUUUUUUCCCAUUGAAUUAUUUGAUUUCUAGUGAUACUUUAACAGGUUUGAAGGUAGAGAUCUUUCCGAGAAAUAAUUAUUAGGGUUAUAUUUAAUCAUUAUUAAAAAGAGCACAGUUUUUUUAUAAAGAAAAAAAUUCAAUGGCAAGUUUUUAUUUUUAGUUCAAAAGUCAUCCUAGAUAAUAAUUGGUUUUUAUUUAUCUAAUAUUUUCAGGUCGACGCCGUUUUCUUGAGCCCCCCAUGGGGUGGACCUGGAUAUUUGAACACCAAGGUAUAGGUCUUUCGUUGAAAAAGUUGAAGAAAAACGAAGAAAUUUGAGGGGGAAAAAGAAUAUUAAUAUUUUCGCAUGAGAAAGAUUCCAUUAUUUAUUUCCUAGACGAAAAAAAAAGCUUUGGAGCGGACACCAUAAUAAGUCCCUAGAGGCUUAGAAAAUCACUUAAAGUUUUUUGCAAAGGGUCUUAUGCAAAAGAAAAGGUCAGUAGAGUUUCUCAUUGAAUUUUCUUUCUGAUGUUGCCAAGCUCUUUUUCAAAUGAAGAUGUUAUUUAUUCUCAAAGUUGAGCAUUUUCUCAACAAUGAAGUCUUCUUUUAAGUGAUCAUUUAAAAAAAAACGGAAUGUAUUUGUUUUUCGAAAUAUUUUCCCAUGGGCAGAUUUUUCCCGAAUACCGGUUCUUCGAAAUUGAGCCUUUUUCAGGAGUUUGAUUUGAACACUGGAGUUGUCCCUAACGGAAUCGAAAUCUUCAAUGCUUCGGUCGCUUUAUCACCCAAUAUUGCCUACUUUUUGCCUCGCAAUACAAAACUGGACCAGGUUUAUUUCCCCCAUCUUCAUUUUUUGAAGAAAAAAACGUCUUCCAGCUGAUCAAACUGGCCGGUUCGACAGGCGGCAAGUGCGAAGUCGAACAGUCUUCUCUCAACUCGAAAAUUAAAACCAUUACGGCGUAUUAUGGUAAUCUCGCUUACUCUUCUCAUUGA
Molecule: messenger RNA, 4284 nt
Organism: Caenorhabditis auriculariae
Lineage: Eukaryota; Metazoa; Nematoda; Chromadorea; Rhabditida; Rhabditidae
Source: the annotation of a GenBank genome assembly